Amoebophrya sp. A120 is the source of this 2734-nucleotide messenger RNA. Lineage: Eukaryota; Dinophyceae; Syndiniales; Amoebophryaceae. The record is from the annotation of a GenBank genome assembly.
ACUGUACUUCAUCUCUUGGCUGAUGUUGAAACUGCAACCGAAAUUAUGAAUCUAUCUAAGUAAACAAAAACUAUACAACUACACUGAAAUAAAGAAUACACUCUGUCCUCCCCCUCAAAAAUCAUGGCCGCGCCUGUACGACCCACCUCCGCCGAAAACUAUGAGCUGUGCUCCGAAUUCAAACCCUACAAUUUGCCCUUCAUCGAGGUGCGUCGGUACCAGGGCAAAACCGCAUUUGCAGCCAAGGAUUUCAACCCCGGGGACACGAUUUUGGAGGAAAAACCCUAUUUGCAGUGGGCCGAGCGGGAGGACGUCGGGGCGGGGAUCGACAAGGUUGCGUUGCUCCAUCUGUACAACGAGGAGAAGAGGAGGUACGAGAUCAAUCUGUCUAACGAGGAGAAGGAACAAGAUGUUGAAAAAGUUGUACUAAAGUCCCACCUGCCCAGCAUCGAGUUUUUCAGUCCCUGCAUGUUCCUCGAUUGGCCCAGUUUGGCAACCACGCAAGAUGUACUGUUCAAAGCGUUUGACCUGUUUUACUGGCCCGGGGGAGAUGAACAAGCACAAGCAGAACUCACACAAGAGAGUAGUGAAGCUGGAAAAAGAACCACCGAGCAAGCGAGCACUUCCGCCUCUUCGACAGGAACAACAGCUUCUACGAUUAAUAAAGAGAAAAAAUUGGAGCAGAUUCAUAAAGAGGCUUUGAAGGUCUGCGACAGGAUAUGCACCGAGUUUUUGUCCAAACUUUUUAAGAAGCACUAUAGUACUUCUUCCAAGAAGUCGUUUACCGCGAAGAAUCUGUUCAACCUCCUGCAGCUGAUCGACAUUAACAUUCACAAGGACGGGGAGGACAAGGAUUCGCGGUGCGGAAUUUUCGUGAUCGGGUCGAAGUUUUUAUCCACGGUGAAUCUAUUCCCGUACACGACGCACGACGUACAAGACAUGCGGUCUCGGCAUGACAAAACUUGGCUUCGACAUCCUAGUUUAGCGUGACCAGUCAUGUUCUCACACUCUAAGUUGGUGCAACUGAAAAUUGUGAUGCAUCUUUCUUGGACACGACACAUGUACGAGAAUAAAUUUGUAUUGCAUGACUUUCCCACUCUUGCGCGUCCAAUGCCAGCUGGAGUUUGACGAGCGCGGGCAAGCUGAAGUACGUGGCAACGCGGAAGAUCGCCAAGGGCGAAGUGUUUUCCUUUUCCUACGUGGGCGACGGGCUCAACGUGUGCGGGCACACGGUAGACCGGCGCGCGGCGUUGCGGAAGCUGGGCUUCGUGUGUGCGUGCGAUCGGUGCUGCGAACUGGUGGAUCGCAGUCGGGGUGGGGUGUGCAAAGCGUGCAAAAGCCACAAGUGCUUCGUGGUGAACCGGAGUCACAUACUGCAGUUUACGAGGCAAACGGAUGUGGACGAUGAAAGAAAUAAAGUGGUGGAAGCAGCGCUGAAAGACAAACUGGAUCGGGCUUACCGGAAGAAUGCUGGGAAGGACGAGGCAACCGCGGGAGCACCAAACGCUGAAGUAGAGGCUGCAGACAUGAGCGAAAAGAUCAUACCUGGUAAUGAUUGAAGUCGGCAAAUUGGUUUUCCUGAUUUUGAUCGAAAUGAAAUUCAUUUUGCAUUACCGCUACUGCUGGAUUCCACACUGCUUUUUAAAAUGAAGUUCUUUAUGCGAAACAAUUUGCUUUUACGCAAGAUGAAUAAAAUUCAGACCAACAAACCCACUGAAAAAUAACCCCUACACAUCAGACUUCGCCGAUGCGGAUUUCUACUGCAAAGGGAAACCAGCUGCAAUAAAUUCGAAAACGUCAACAGCACCACUAGAUCGCUAUUUCUGCACGGAUUGCGGCAAUUUCAGCCAAUUUCUUACCCCAGACCAGCUCGCCCGCGAGCAGCGCAUUGGCGCGAUGCUCCCCACGGUUUUAGACAGUAACUCCGCCGGAGCCACCCGAGAAAAGAAGGACGCGCUGGUGCAGGAAAUCGAGGCGCAUUUCGGCAUUUACCACUAUUCCUGGAGCCUAGCGGCGUUUGCCUGGUUGCAGUCGGUUUUGCUGGAGGUUGGCCGGACGGACCGCAUUGAUUUGAACUUAUCUCAAGUGAAGAAAAGGUGCGAAAUGCUGCGAGACACAACGAAAGUCUGCUUCGAACACUGCUGGGUGCAGCGGCUGCGAUUGUUGGGCCUCGUCGCGCACUUGGAGCGGGUUCUCGGGUUGAAGGCUCUUGUUCUUCCGGCACCGGACCCCUUGGAGGUGAAUGUCCCGGUCGUGACGAAGAUGCUAUCAAAUGCAAAAAUGUCUGGGUCUGGGAGAUUCCGAGAUUUGUCAUGCAGUUUUUUCAAGCUCCCCCACGUCUGGAAUGCAGGGCCUAGAGUCACAGGCUCUGCAGCUCCUUGGUGAUGCGUAUUCUGCAUGAGAAAUGCCCUCUCAGCAUGACCAGAAGUGGGCACCUUUUCCACGUUCUGCAUCACAGAUCUUUUUACGAUCCGAAACACGCAUCACAUGUUCGGAUCCUUCCAGACGCAGACAUAUUUGCAUUUGAUAGAUGCUGCGGCACGACAAGUUCCGCCACCUGGACAUUUUUCUGUGGGAGCAACCAUCGGAAAGGGUGGGUCUACUUGAGGGCGAAAAGAAACCCCCGGAAAAGGAGCAGGAAGACAAUUUCUUCUGGUCCUUGGUGGACCGGCGAGGCAUGGCGAGUGAGAAGUUAAUGUGCGGAAAGUUUCAAACGCUGAUCACGGGGGGAUGA